AUGGGGGCUUGUUGCAGUUGCUUAUCAGGACGCGGAGGCGAUGGCAGCCACAACCAGUUACUAUUGGCUGAGAACGAACGAGAGGCCAUUAGUGCGUUACUACAGUAUCUCGAGAACCGGUCGGACGUCGAUUUCUUCAGUAAUGGGCCCUUGAGGGCGCUCAGCACCUUGGUCUAUUCUGAAAAUAUCGACUUGCAAAGAAGUGCCGCGUUGGCGUUUGCAGAGAUUACCGAGAAGGACGUUAGAGAAGUGAAUAGAGACGUGCUUGAGCCCAUCUUGAUCUUGUUGCAGUCGAGCGACUCCGAGGUCCAACGAGCUGCAUGUGGUGCCUUGGGCAACCUUGCCGUCAACACCGAGAACAAGAUCUUGAUUGUCGAGAUGGGUGGGUUGGAGCCCUUGAUUAGACAAAUGUUGUCGACAAAUGUCGAAGUCCAGUGUAAUGCCGUUGGCUGUAUCACCAAUUUGGCCACGCAGGAUGACAAUAAGCUGAAGAUUGCCAAAAGCGGGGCAUUGAUCCCGCUUACCAAAUUGGCCAAGCUGAAGGAUAUCAGAGUGCAAAGGAAUGCCACUGGUGCAUUGUUGAAUAUGACGCAUCUGGGCGAAAACAGACAAGAGUUGGUCAAUGCGGGGGCAGUGCCAGUCUUGGUGAGUCUAUUAUCCAACGAUGACGCAGAUGUCCAGUACUACUGCACCACGGCCUUGUCCAAUAUCGCCGUCGACGAGUCCAACAGGAAGAAAUUGGCAAACACGGAACCGAAAUUGGUGAGCCAGUUGGUGAGUUUAAUGGACAGCCCCUCACCUAGAGUUCAGUGUCAAGCCACGCUUGCCUUGAGAAAUCUCGCUUCCGAUUCUGGCUAUCAAGUGGAAAUAGUGAGAGCCGGCGGUCUUCCGAACUUGGUUCAACUUCUCGUGUGCAACCACCAGCCAUUGAUCCUUGCCGCUGUCGCCUGCAUUAGAAACAUCUCCAUCCACCCAUUAAACGAAGCACUCAUCAUUGAAGCAGGCUUUUUGAAACCUUUGGUUGGUUUGCUAGACUAUACCGACUCUGAAGAAAUUCAGUGCCACGCGGUAUCCACCUUGCGUAACUUGGCUGCAUCGAGUGAGAAAAACAGAACGGCAUUAUUGGCUGCUGGUGCAGUUGACAAAUGCAAGGACUUGGUUUUAAAAGUGCCACUUAGUGUACAAUCGGAAAUCUCAGCAUGCUUUGCCAUUCUCGCCUUGGCAGAUGACUUGAAACCUAAAUUAUACGAAGCCCACAUCAUUGACGUGCUUAUCCCCUUGACCUUUUCCGAGAAUGGUGAAGUUUGCGGCAACUCGGCUGCCGCUUUGGCUAAUCUUUGCUCACGAGUUUCACCCGAGCAUAAGCAGUAUAUCUUGAACAACUGGUCGUUGCCAGAUGAAGGCAUACACGGUUUUUUGAUUAGAUUUUUGGAAUCUGGUAGUGCUACCUUUGAACACAUUGCGUUGUGGACUAUUUUGCAACUACUUGAAUCGAAUAGUCCCGAGUUUAAUCAGUUGAUCUCGGAUGAUGAGUUAAUCUUGACCGGUAUCAAGCAAAUGAGUCAAUCACAACAGCAAAAUGCUGGCGACAUGCAAGUUAAAAACGGUGGUGUUGGCAACAGUAAUGGUAAUGGCGAUGGAGAUGAUCAAUACGAAGAUCCAAAGAUUGAGUUGUACAACUUGACUCAACAAAUUUUGCAAAUAUUGGGAUAA
Lodderomyces beijingensis is the source of this 1713-nucleotide messenger RNA. The record is from the annotation of a GenBank genome assembly. NCBI's taxonomy places the organism in Eukaryota, Fungi, Ascomycota, Pichiomycetes, Serinales, Debaryomycetaceae.